This is a messenger RNA of Microplitis demolitor, 646 nucleotides long. RefSeq names its product 40S ribosomal protein S10. The record is from RefSeq and is a predicted model, not a curated record. Gene Ontology annotation, molecular function: RNA binding; structural constituent of ribosome. Gene Ontology annotation, cellular component: cytosolic small ribosomal subunit. The transcript has 3 exons. Lineage: Eukaryota; Metazoa; Arthropoda; Insecta; Hymenoptera; Braconidae. The coding region runs from base 113 to 592 and encodes 159 amino acids.
AUGCUUGAAAACAUUCCUUUUACACGAUUGCGCUAACGCCGCACGUUUGUUGUAGCAAAUUUUUUAGUAAAAAUCUACUUGCAAUUCGUGCAUCUUACAAUAUUUAUUAAAAAUGUUGAUGCCCAAGAAGAAUCGUGUAGCAAUCUAUGAAUACCUUUUCAAAGAAGGUGUAAUGGUUGCAAAAAAAGAUUACCAUGCACCAAAACACCCGGAAUUGGAAACUAUUCCAAACCUUGAGGUCAUCAAGGCCAUGCAAUCAUUGAAAUCCAGAGGAUAUGUCAAGGAACAGUUCGCAUGGCGACACUUCUACUGGUAUCUUACCAAUGAGGGUAUUGAAUUUCUCCGUGGAUACCUUCAUUUACCACCAGAAAUUGUUCCAUCAACAUUGAAGAGGCAGCCUCGCCCAGAAACAUCCCGACCACGGCCUGCAGCAUCCAAAAGCGAAUCAUCAAGACCUGCAGAAGACCGGGCUGGAUACAGGCGUGGACCAGGUGGCCCUCCAGCUCCUGGUGAUAAGAAAGCUGAUAUUGGUCCUGGUACCGCAGAUCUUGAAUUCCGUGGUGGAUUUGGUCGUGGCAAAGCUCCACAAUAAAUUUUUAAAUUGUAUUAAUACGAAAAAAAAAUAAAAAUUAAAAGAUUAAAUUUU